CUUCGAGGACCUGCCCUACGCGUGAGGAGAUUUGAGGAUGCUCUCUGUGCGGACACUUCCUUGAGGUCGUUAUGCAGCUAGUUGGUCAUGUGAAUUGGGGGACUGAGAGAACCAUGAGCUCUUUAUGCAGCUGACUGCUCAUGUUAAUCAUCAGAGGACUGAGGGGACCAUGGUGACAGGAGUUGGUCGAAUGCUGCCGUUGUUGUCCACUAACACAGUGUAGCCACUGCUCUUGCACAAGGGCCGUGGAGAAAAAAAAUGGCUUCCCGACGUCUUCUCAAGUCAGAGGGCCUUUCUAUGGCCCGAUGCAUCUGCGAGAAAUUUCUCCAUCUUCACUUUGCGCAUUCGCGAUCGUAUAUGACAACUGCCGCCAGAUUAGGUGCGUCUUCGAGGAUUUCUCCUUGUUUGCAGCCUCCUCCGAUAUUGAGUCCCAUAGUCAUUGCAGCAGCAAGAAGGGUGCUACGGUCCGUAGGUGAGGGCGGCGUUCCUCUCACACGGGUCGGCAACCGACAUUCUACAUUUUGGUCACAUUCGCAACUGUCCCGACGAGCACCGUUGUACAGGGAAGAGGCCAGCAAGCUUGAUAUCGAUGGAGGAGAUCGAUUUGCGUCUCUGUUGCGAGAGAUGAACCGGAUGGAGCAGUGGGAUGCAGUGAUAAGGCAGUUUGAAGCUGCGCAGGCCUGGAAUCAGGCUGCUCUCUCUGAGUACAUCAAGGCGCUUGUACGGUCCAACAGGCUGAAUGAGUCGGCUCUCAUGCAAACGCUUUAUCAUGGUGCCUCUGCAAUGGCUGCAGGCGUUGGUGGAAUGCGAGGGGGGAUGAUGGGAGCAGGAGGUGGUGGUGGUGGUGGUGCUGCUGCUGUUGGAGUGCCACUAGGUGCGGCCGGCGCAGUUCUCGAAGACGGGACUCUUCUCGGCUCCUCGAAGAGCCCAGUUCAUGUCGUGACAGGCGAUGGCGGGUUCAAAGCGCAGAUGUGGAGGACGCUGCGAACGCUGGCUCUUGGGUUCCUCCUGCUUUCGGGGCUAGGUGCGUUGAUUGAAGAUCGGGGAAUCGGGAAAGGGCUUGGGCUGAAUGAGGAGGUACAACCGAGCAUGGAGUCGAACACGAAAUUCGCCGACGUCAAAGGGGUAGAUGAGGCAAAGAACGAACUGGAGGAGAUCGUGCAUUACCUCCGUGAUCCGAAGGUAUUCACCCGGCUUGGUGGAAAGCUUCCCAAAGGCGUACUGCUCGUGGGACCGCCCGGGACCGGGAAGACUAUGCUUGCGAGGGCGAUUGCAGGUGAAGCAGGUGUGCCUUUCUUCUACUGCAGUGGGAGUGAGUUUGAGGAGAUGUUUGUGGGAGUGGGAGCGCGGAGGGUUAGGGACCUGUUUGCUGCGGCGAAGAAGAAGGCCCCCUGCAUCAUCUUUAUUGACGAGAUUGAUGCCAUAGGUGGAAGUCGGAAUCCCAAAGAUCAGCAGUACAUGAAGAUGACACUGAACCAGCUUCUUGUCGAGCUGGACGGGUUCAAAAAGAACGAGGGGGUCAUCGUGAUAGCAGCCACAAACUUCCCAGAGUCUCUUGACAAGGCACUCGUACGGCCUGGGCGUUUCGAUAGGCAUGUGGUUGUGCCCAAUCCCGACGUUGAGGGUAGGCGGCAAAUCCUGGAGGCACACAUGCAAAGUGUUAAGAAGGCAGAGGACGUCGAUCUUAUGAUCAUUGCACGGGGGACGCCAGGAUUCAGCGGCGCUGAUCUGGCAAAUCUGGUGAAUGUGGGCGCCUUGAAAGCUGCCAUGGACGGCAAGAAAAGUGUCGAUAUGGUUGCCCUGGAGUACGCCAAAGAUAAGAUCAUGAUGGGAACGGAGCGAAAAUCUGCAGUUAUCAGCCCGGAAUCGCGCAAAUUGACAGCCUACCACGAGGGGGGGCAUGCACUGGUGGCCAUUCACACGGAAGGUGCUCUCCCCGUCCACAAGGCGACCAUUGUGCCACGAGGGAUGGCAUUGGGAAUGGUUUCCCAGCUUCCAGAUAAGGAUGAGACGAGCGUGUCGAAGAAGCAGAUGCUAGCGCGUUUGAAUGUGUGCAUGGGUGGUCGGGCCGCGGAAGAGCUCAUCUUUGGUGACAGCGAGGUAACGUCAGGAGCGUCGUCCGAUAUCUCGCAUGCUACUCAACUGGCACGAGAAAUGGUCACCAAGUAUGGCAUGAGCGAGCUCGUUGGAUUGGUUUCUCAUAACUACUCUGACGAUGGGAAGAGUAUCAGUCCUGAGACGAGGUUGGCGAUUGAGAGCGAAGUGAGGCGCUUGCUGGAGCAGGCGUACAGCAAUGCGCGAGCGAUUUUGCGGAAAAACGAGCAGCAGUUGCAUGCGCUAGCUGGAGGACUCCUCGAGAAUGAAACACUGACAGGUGUUCAGAUAAAGGCGCUGCUUGCGCAGGUGGAAGCAGUGCCACAGAGCGAAGUCACGGUGACGACCACAGCAGCAGCGAAAGUGGCAGUACCAGGAGGUUCGGUUGCAGGUCUGGGAGCAGGGGGGCGAGCGCCAGGAAGUGGGGGAGGAGGUGGAAACGGCGGUGGCUCUGGAGUGAAACAGGGUGCUCAUGGUACACCAGCACCAGUGCCAGGCGUUGCUGCACCAGCUACGCGAACAACUGCAGUGGCUGCUGGAUGAAUGGCGACAACGUGUCUGUACGCCCUUCAUAUCUUCUGACAACCAGCCUGUGAUCCCUGACGUAAUCGAUGCAGGGAACUGACGCAUGAUCGCCCAACCGCGGGUGUGCAUGGAGGCCUCAGGAAGCUAAAUAGCUCAGCAGCGUGCCUGGCCUGUAAAUUUUUAGAGAGGGGCAAAAUUGCUUCGUUCAUAUGCCUCCAUCAUCGGCUUCGGGUGACAGAUGGCAGGGAUGCCCUGGGAGCUCAAAAUUGCGCAGCGGUCCUUACAGGCUGUGGAGUAGAGAGGUACACCAGCACCUUAUGCCACAGUGUCGUCAUCGCCUCAGCUGUGCACUCACUGGUGACUGAUGUUGUCAUGUGCUUAGCAGUGGGUCAUUUCAGCUUGUUUGUACACAGGCGAUGUGAGCAGCCAGGGGCAUACGUGAGCAGUAAGGGCAAUACGUGAGCAACCCGGGGGCAUAUCAGCAACCGUCACUUGCAUAUCUGACUGAUCCUUGGAAGAUGGUGGGGCCGGAGACUUACAAAGUGGGGCGGCGUCGGGUGCUGAUGUGAUCAUGUACUCAGCAGUGGCUUUUUGGGCAGGUAAUGUGGUCAUGCAGGGGCAUAUUGAGGACAGGCGCAUAUCGAGAAGGGUAACUUUACAAUUAACUGACGCUUGAAAAACCACCGCUACCUCCUGAAACCCCCGUCGGCCACCUGAAAAACCGAGCGAAUCCUAUCUUCGGAUAGUCAGAGGGUAACAAGGGUGGUUGUAAGCGGGAUGAUAGUCAAAUAGCUUCGACUGUGGCACUGCAUAUAGGGGGUUCACUCUCCCUGAGGUCGGGUCACAACUUCGAUGCUCUUGUCAUCUGGAUUGGUCUGCAUUGGUGGAUGUGUGACCGUGCGACAUCCUGAAGAGGGCAUGGACUCAUGAGCUGUCUAACGAGAUGCGGAAAGGAAAAGAAUCGUGGUGAGCUGCUGACUGGCGUUGGGCGUCUGGUGUUAGGUUGGUCGGUCGGGUUCGUGGAGCUGCUGCUGUUGCUUAGGAGCCAUGGUUCGUUCCCUCCUCUGUUUGAUUCCAAGGUGUGAAUAAGGCUGUCUAGAGCAGACAGGCAUUUGUAUAUAGUCUCUUAUCUUAGUAUGUCUUCCUGGUAUAGCCUGCUCUUGUCUAGGGCCGUGAGGUCUUUUGUGUGGCCUUAUCUAUAGCUUUUGCUUUUGCCGACCCUGCUGAGGCUCAAACUUCUGUGCUGCCUCCUGGCUCUCUCACUUAACUCCAUUCUCUUCUCUCUUCACUGCCCUGUGAGAGGUUAUCACGGAAGGCGGUUGCUAGAUUCUAUUUGCUGGCUUUUCUGAUCGCUGUGCUCUCUUGACCCGCCAGCUGUUGUCCUUUCUCUUUUGUCCUGGUUUAUCUUCAAGGUUUUACUCACUCGUGGAAAGUCUGGCUAGCACCUGGGGACAGACAACCGUGUGGCUGUUAGACCGUCCAGCGCCGACGCUCCUCUCCGAUUCUAUGUUGCAAAGAUAGCCGUUCUCUUCUCUUGCACUUGCGGUUUCCUUGCGUCCGCCAUUCACUAUAGUCGCCUUGCUAUGCUAUCCUCCUCUGCCCUGAUCUUCUCUCUUGUGCUUUGCUAGUCGAUCGUGCGAGGCGUGCCGUCAUCUCACUGUCACAUGGCCCUGUAAAUACAGCUCAACAAAGCUCCGCCAUAGCUUUCCCGACUCACUCCCGGAUCGCCAGCUUACCGUGUCACUCUGGCGUGCCCUCUUUUCCUCCUUGCUUUUGCUGAACAGCCAGAUCGAGCUCAUGUUUGGGAAGUGGUGGUUAUGGUUUGCUGGUUGGGCAGGGACAACAUAGCAGCACGAAAGAUACACUGAGCGUCCGCCAUAUUGUGCAAUGGACUGUUGUGGGGAGAAAGGGGAGAAGACAGGUAAAGGGGUGUUAUUUACAAGAAGGGAUAGGAGCCUCCACAGUAGAGAAGGGAGGACUGAAAUAGGGUGCAGGCGACGGUUGUUGAGAUAAAGGCGAGGAAGAAAAGGAAAGGGGUGUUGUUUAGAAUACGGCGCCGUAGACCACAGACUCCGUAUAACUCUGGCGAAAGGGGAGAUCGGGGAGUACUGGGCACGAGCAGUCACUAGCAAAUGACGGUCGAUUCAAGUCAAACAAAUUUUUCCCUGCGCA
Chara braunii is the source of this 4791-nucleotide messenger RNA. NCBI's taxonomy places the organism in Eukaryota, Viridiplantae, Streptophyta, Charophyceae, Charales, Characeae. The record is from the annotation of a GenBank genome assembly.